Messenger RNA from Phalaenopsis equestris, 305 nucleotides. RefSeq names its product phosphoglucan, water dikinase, chloroplastic-like. The transcript is spliced from 3 exons. NCBI's taxonomy places the organism in Eukaryota, Viridiplantae, Streptophyta, Magnoliopsida, Asparagales, Orchidaceae. The annotation marks the transcript as partial. The record is from RefSeq and is a predicted model, not a curated record.
CUCACUAUUUGCAGUAUGAACGUUUCUUAUAGUUGUCAUUUCUUGAGUGUUCAGGUAGACAGCCUCAAUCCUAGUUCGCUGCCUUCAUUUAUCGAAGGGCCUGUUAUUCUAGCAAUCAAAAAGGCCAAUGGAGAUGAGGAGGUUAAAGCUGCUGGUAGUAAUAUAGUAGGGGUUAUUCUAUCUCAAGAGCUGCCUCACUUAUCACAUCUUGGUGUUAGAGCCCGUCAGGAAAAGGUGGUUUUUGUGACAUGUGAAGAUGAGGAAGAAAUUGCUAAAUUUCAAGCACUCGAGGGAAAAUCUGUGAG